AAAGAUGAUGACAUUGAAGAGGGAGAUCUUCCUGAACACAAGAGGCCUCCAGCACCAAUAGAUUUCUCAAAAAUUGAUCCAAGCAAGCCUGAAAGUAUCUUGAAGCUGACAAAAAAGGGGAAGACUUUGAUGAUGUUUGUCACGGUGUCGGGAAAUCCCACAGAAAAGGAGACAGAAGAAAUUACUAGCUUGUGGCAGGGCAGUCUCUUCAAUGCAAACUAUGAUGUGCAAAGGUUUAUUGUUGGCUCAAAUCGUGCCAUCUUCAUGUUACGUGAUGGCAGCUACGCCUGGGAGAUCAAAGACUUUUUGAUAAAUCAAGACAGGUGUUCGGAUGUUACUCUGGAAGGUCAAGUUUAUCCUGGCAAAGGGGCAGAAGAAAGCGAGAAAGGGAAAAAUAAAACCAAACCUGAAAAAGCAAAGAAGAAGAAAGAUGCAGACAAGAAAUCUAAUAGUGUCAAAGAGGACAACCGCAACCAAACAGAGAGAGGAUCUAUGAUGGAUGCAUACACCAGCCUGAAUGCUGCUCUGUUGUUCCUUGAAGAGAAACUAAUUUUCCAUACAAUUCCAGGCUUUACAGGCUGGGGGGAAGGAAGGAAGCAGAAAUUAUUUGGGUUAAAAGACUUCUAUGUCGAAAUACACCAGUUUACUUAUAAUGUGGGCCAUUUGUUUAGUUACAGGAAAG
This is a messenger RNA of Merops nubicus (carmine bee-eater), 682 nucleotides long. RefSeq names its product mesoderm development candidate 2 (gene MESD). NCBI's taxonomy places the organism in Eukaryota, Metazoa, Chordata, Aves, Coraciiformes, Meropidae. Gene Ontology annotation, biological process: protein folding. Gene Ontology annotation, molecular function: low-density lipoprotein particle receptor binding. The record is from RefSeq and is a predicted model, not a curated record.